AAAUGGCGGCGUGAGGAAGGCUCUUUCAAAACACUGAGACGUUUACCCGCCACGGAGGUUAUCGACCGGCCGAGAGACCCGUCUGCGCCCCGCGGAGCCGCCCGUGAAGCACCCAGCGGCGGCGGUUGGACUCUGCGUCCCGGUUAAAGGAGGCGGCCUGCUGGUUCUUCCCUGUUUCCGUCCUUGUGAGCGUUGUCAUGGCGAAGAGGAUCGCUGACAAGGAGCUCACGGACAGGAACUGGGACCAGGUGGAGGAGGAGGAGGAGGCCGGCUCGUUCCUGGUGGCGAGUGAAGACGUGUUGAAAAGCCGGCCGAUCAAGAAGGCCAAGCGCCGAGCGGUGGGAGAGGCCGACGGCGGCGCCUCCUUCAAAGGCUUCAAAGGGUUCUCUCUGAGCGGCGCCUCGGCUCCCACGGCGUUCUCCGGCUUCGGCAACGGGGGAGGCUUCACGGGCCUCAACGGGAGCAGCAGCGCGGCGCCGUUCAGCGGCUUCUCCUCGCCCGCCGCCACGCCGGCUGUGGUGGUCCCUGGCUCCGCCCCCUCUGACAUCACGGCCCAGCAGACCAAUGGCAGCAGCUCUAAGGAGUACAGCCGUCAGCUGACGGCCCUGAACUGCUCGGUGAGGGACUGGAUCACCAAGCACGUGAACGGGAACCCGCUGUGCGACCUCAACCCCAUCUUCAGGGACUACGAGCAGCACCUGGCGAGCAUCGAGCGGCGCUAUGGGGGCGAGGAGGAGGAGAAGAAGAAGAAGACCAGCCUCACUGCUGCUCCUGCCGCCGCCUCCUCCUCCUCCUCGCUGUUCUCCUUCAGUAAAGCGCCGGCAGACGACGCGGCCCAGAGCCCGGGCGUCACGUUCAACUUCGGGCAGAAGGUGGACGGCUCUCUGCUCGGGUCCUUAGGGCCCAAGGCCACGCCCCCCAGCUUCUCCUUCUCCUCCAGCCAGACCUCCCUGUUCGGGGCUCCUCGGCCCACAGAGGAGAAUGGGGAGGAGGAGUCUGAGGAGCCGCCGGCGCCCGACGUGAAGGAGGUGAAGGAGGAGGACGCCUUCUACUCCAAGAAGUGUAAGUUGUUCUACAAGAAGAACUCAGAGUUCAAGGACAAAGGAGUCGGGACGCUUCACCUCAAGGAGACGAGUGAAGGGAAGGUCCAGAUGAUCAUCAGGGCCGACACCAACCUGGGUACGAUCCUGCUGAACAUCCUGCUGCAGGCCUCCAUGCCGUGCUCCCGCGUGGGCCGGAACAACGUGAUGGUGGUCUGCGUCCCCAACCCGGUCCUGGACCAGCAGAACCCCGGGAGCCCGGUUCCCCUUCUGAUCCGGGUCAAGACCUCCGAGGACGCAGACGAGCUGCAGCAGACGCUGGAGAAGAAGAGAGGAUAGACACACACACACAGACACACACACAGAGUUGUGGGCAUCAUACUGUGAAUGUUUUAUUUCCUGGAGAAGCCGGUCGUCUACAUUCCUCCAGUCAGACGCUCAACAGGAAGCUCCUCUUAAUCAUCGUCCUGCUCCUCCUAUUCAUCAUCUUCCUGCUCCUCUUCCUCUAAGGUUUCCAGAUGGUUUUGAAUAUUUUUCUGUGGAAACUAUUUAUUGAUCAUGAACUUAUUGAUCGUUUUAAUUUCCUCAACUGUUUCUGUCCAAGUGUCCUAAGCGCGUCCUUUCCUCCCUGUCUCCUCUGUCCUCAGUGUCUCCUCCGUCAGGUUGUUUACCAGUAGAGACCAACGAGCUGGUUGUUGUUUUUAAGUUUAAAUCCUUGAGACUUUAAACACUCGUUUUAUUGUUUUACUUUUUUAUUUCAAUCACAAUUUGUUCAUAUUUCAUCUCUAAUAAAGUUAAAGAGGAAACUUCCUUCAAACAGAAUAAACAAGGA
Pseudoliparis swirei is the source of this 1872-nucleotide messenger RNA. It is a transcript of the gene nup50, whose product is annotated as nucleoporin 50. The record is from RefSeq and is a predicted model, not a curated record. Bases 198 to 1379 code for a protein of 393 amino acids. The transcript has 8 exons. Lineage: Eukaryota; Metazoa; Chordata; Actinopteri; Perciformes; Liparidae. Gene Ontology annotation, biological process: protein import into nucleus. Gene Ontology annotation, cellular component: nuclear pore.